This is a messenger RNA of Psammomys obesus (fat sand rat), 3100 nucleotides long. It is a transcript of the gene Mpv17l, whose product is annotated as MPV17 mitochondrial inner membrane protein like. The record is from RefSeq and is a predicted model, not a curated record. The transcript is spliced from 4 exons. Bases 4 to 588 code for a protein of 194 amino acids. Gene Ontology annotation, cellular component: cytoplasm; membrane. NCBI's taxonomy places the organism in Eukaryota, Metazoa, Chordata, Mammalia, Rodentia, Muridae.
GGUAUGGCGAGAUGGUGGCGUGCGUUUCCUCGCGCGGCGCGGCGCUAUCCUUGGCCCACUAACGUGCUGCUGUACGCCGGGCUCUUCUCGGCGGGUGAUGCGCUGCAACAGCAGCUGCGGGGCGGCCCGGCCGACUGGCGACAGACGCGGCGCGUGGCCGCUCUGGCCGUGACCUUCCACGGCAAUUUCAACUACGUGUGGCUGCGCCUGCUGGAGCGCGCGCUCCCGGGCCGCGCACCGCGCACAGUCCUGGCCAAGCUGCUGUGCGAUCAGACUGUCGGAGGGCCGGUAGCCCUCUCUGCCUUCUAUGUUGGUAUGAGCAUUCUUCAGGGAAAGGAUGAUAUAUUUUUGGAUCUGAAGCAGAAAUUCUGGAAUACAUAUAAGAGUGGUCUGAUGUACUGGCCUUUUGUGCAGCUGACCAACUUCAGCCUUGUCCCUGUGCACUGGAGAACAGCUUACACGGGUCUCUGUGGUUUCCUCUGGGCCACCUUCCUAUGCUUCUCACAGCAGAGUGGUGAUGGCACAGUGGAGUCCAUAUUCAUCCUCCUUCGCAGUAAGGAGGCAGGACACAGGCCCUUAGAGAAGUGAGGAGUCCAGACUUCUUUCCUAGGACUCAGUUUGUUUGUUUGUUUGUUUGUUUGUUGUGUUUUUCUCCAUUUCUCUGACUCAUCUACAUCAGGCCUGCUUCACUGAGUAAUUAUGGGCUCCAUCAUGAAGAAUUACUAUUCCAUAGGUCCACUUGUUUUGAAAUUAUCAAUGAUUAUUUUAACUUUUAUCUAAACCUUUCUAAAUUAUUCCAGUCUGAAAGUCUUAUUUCUCUGAUAUUUGCAUUUCUCUAAUGCUUUGCUUAAAAAUUUUAAUAAUGACAGGUGAUAUUUUGGAAUUAUUAACAUUUCUAUUCUAAUGUUAUAAGGCCAGUUGAAUUUAAAAAAGAAAACCUCCAGUUUUGAUUGUUUACAUUUCUAGCCUAAACUCUUAGGCUAUUUUCUACACACUUUGGAAUUAAAUUGCCCUUUGUCUUGAUAGUAUGUAUCUAUUUAUAUAGAAUUCAGUCAAGAAGACUGAAUACUCAGUGUCCCUCCCAAUAUUCUGUAAUAAUUUAUUAUUAUGCCAACAUCAAAAUUCUGUAAGUAGAUGUUUUUAUCUUCAAAAUAAAGGAAUAGUGUAGCUGGAGAGAUGGCUCAGUGGAUAAGAGCACUGUGUACUCUUACAGAGGUACUGAGUUCAAUUCCCAACAACCCACAUGGUGGCUCACAACCACAACUGGAAUCUAAUGGCCUCUUCUGGCAUGCAGGUGUGCAUGCAGACAGAGCACUCACACAUUAAAUAAAAUCUAAAGGAAAAAAAAAAAGGAAUAGUGUUGGAUAUAUAGAAUAUUUUAUUGCUACAACCUACUUUUUUUUUUUUUUUUUUUUUUUAAGAUAAGGUUUCUCUUUUAGCCCAGGUUGCCCAGGGUGGGCUUCAGCUUUCCAAGUGCUGAGAUUACAGGCAUGAGCCAUCAUGUCUUACUCUUCUAUUUUUAUAUUAUACCAAGUACAGUACUUUUUAAUUGAUAUCUUCUAGCUUUGAGAAGAUACAGUUCACCAAAUACCCCAAUUCCUACAUAUAUGAAAUAAAAUAUUUAGUUUCUUAAUGAAUUAUAGCAAAUGAAAAUUCUGGAAAACUAAUCAUUUUUUUCCCUCUCUAAGGAAAAACUUUAAUCCAUACUGUACAAGUGUACACAGUUUGCAGCAAUCCUCCUGCCUCUGCGUUCCAGAUGCUGGGGUUACAGACAUGAGCCACCGGGCCUGGCUUUUCUGUGUCUGUAGUACCAGGGGCGGAACCCAGGGUCUCCUUGGCCCUGCCAGAUCAGAGCUCUGCCCCUGGCUGCACACCUGGAUGCUGACAGCAUUCUUUUUUAAUUCAGUGCUUUAAAAUUUCGUAUCUUUGUACUUUAAAGUAGACAAGAGAAACAUCAGCGAGUCUUUCACAUUUUCUCAGCCAGCCACCAUCAGGUUUCAAAAUGAUGUAAAUAAGCAGGCAUGGAGGUAUGCCUGUCUACUCCAGAAGCUAAUGGAAGCUAAUGAAGGAGUUCAGGACUGGACUAGAAAAAAACAGCAUGUCCCUGUCUCAAAAACACAAAACAUACAAAAUUUGAAACUAUGAAUGCCUCACCUAAAAAUUGCCCCCAUGGUUCUGUUGCUCCUACUGGCAUACUUGACAAAUUUCAAGAUGUGAAACACUGAAUCUGAGUUUAUCUUGCAAAUGUGUAAGGUCAAUUUUAGAAUUCAUGCUUAAAUUUCUAAGCAAGUAAUUUAUAUGGUUUGUAAUAUGUUUGUAUAAAUUAUAAUAUGUACCUUCUAAAUGUAUAAGUCAUUGGAAUGUAAUAGAUAAUGAUACAUUUUACAUUGGGGAAGUAGUAAAAACAUUUCUUAAUGACUAUGUGCUUUUUAAAAGUUGGGUAGCUGGGCUGGAGAGAUGGCUCAGCAGUUAAGAGCACUGGUUGCUCUUUCAGAGAUCCUGAGUUCAAUUCCCAGCAACCACAUGAUGGCUCACAGCUAUCUGUAAUGGGAUCUAAUGCCCUCUUCUGUCGUGUAGGCAUACAUGCAAAUAGAGCGCUCAUAUAAAUAAAUAAAUCUUAAAGUAAUAAAAAUCUUAAAAAAAAAUGUUGGGGAGCUGUGGUAGCCUUUCUGUAAUCUCAGUGCUCAGUAGGUGGAAAUGGGAUCCCUGCCUCAAGCUGGCUUUAGCUUGACUAGUUGAAUGGAAUCAGUGAGCUCAGGGUUCAGCAGGAGAUCGUGCAUCAGUGUAGUGGUUUGAAUGAGAAUGUCCCCCAUACGCUUUUAUAUCCAAAUGCUUAAUCAUCAGGAAGCGACACUAUUUGAAAGGGGACUUGUUGCAGGGUGUGUGACAUUGCGGGUGGGCUCUGAGGUUUCUGAAGCCCAAGCUAGGCCCAGCAUAUCUCUCUGUUGUCUGCUGCCUGAGGAUUUACAUGUAGAACUCUGACUAACUUCUCCAAGAUCAUGUCUGCCUGCAUGCCACCAUGCUUCCUGCCAUGGGGAUAAUGCACUAAACCCCUGAAACUGUAAACAAGUCCCAAUUAAAUGCUUCUUUUUAUAAGAGU